Durio zibethinus is the source of this 574-nucleotide messenger RNA. Its product is annotated as NADH dehydrogenase [ubiquinone] 1 beta subcomplex subunit 7-like. The record is from RefSeq and is a predicted model, not a curated record. NCBI's taxonomy places the organism in Eukaryota, Viridiplantae, Streptophyta, Magnoliopsida, Malvales, Malvaceae. Gene Ontology annotation, cellular component: respiratory chain complex I; mitochondrion.
AUUGCAAAUGUAAAAGAAUUAGAACACGAGAGCCGAAGUCAUUCGACCAAGCCCGGAGAGUCCGAAAAAGCCAGAAAAAAAAGCCCCGAGAAAGCAUUUUCGUUCCUAACCAACAUUUUUGCUCCAAUCAAAGCAAAGAGAGAAAAAAUGGAAGUGGAGGGUUCAUCGAAGAAGAUGAUAGCAACCCAGGAAGAGAUGGUGGAGAACAAGGUCCCCAUCCCAUACCGAGACCAAUGCGCCCACCUUCUCAUCCCACUCAACAAGUGUCGCCAAGCGGAGUUUUACUUACCUUGGAAAUGCGAGAUCGAACGCCACUCCUACGAGAAGUGCGAGUACGAGCUCGUCAUGGAGCGGAUGCUGCAGAUGCAGAAGAUUCGUGAGGAAGAGGCCAAGCUGAAACAGGCUGGGAAACAAGGCGGCUCUAUUCCUCUCAUUCCCAAAACUGCUAAUGCUUAAGCUACCUCCAUGGAAGGUUUAAACUGCUUUGGCGGAUGUUUGAUGUUUGUCACCGUUGAGGGAAAUUUGAAACUAUUUGUCCUGGAUUAAUGUAAAGGAUGCUAUUUCGUUUCUGUUC